Orbicella faveolata is the source of this 1021-nucleotide messenger RNA. RefSeq lists its product as uncharacterized. The record is from RefSeq and is a predicted model, not a curated record. NCBI's taxonomy places the organism in Eukaryota, Metazoa, Cnidaria, Anthozoa, Scleractinia, Merulinidae.
GUAUUGCCUAUGUGGUGUCAUGGGCCUGAUACUACAGGGCGUAUUUACCUUGCAGUCAAUACCGCACGUCUUUGACACAAUGACUUAACAUCACCAGGCUGCGUUGGUGCGUCUAUACAGUUUCCAAACCUGACAGCAAACAGUUAUCAACUAUAACAACGGGAAAAUAAGCGCUCGACCUGAAUAGGGAAGAACUAUUGCAAAACAGUAACACUCCGCCGCCGAGCAACGCAAGACCUGCACAUUGUGAAGUUUUAAGAACUGACGAUUAUCGAGGUAUAGAUCCAACCAACUACACUGACAUCCCCAGUUUUAGGAAAUAAUUUGAAGCAAAACACUUCUGAAACCAAGCCCAAGGCAGUUGCCAUGGGAACCACAAUGAGCUCGGUGGGCUUGGCCAAUAAGCCACCUGCGCUGCCACCAGUAAAACAAAACAACAAUACGAUAAUACCCACUGCACAAUCUCCUCCGGACUACAAGUUUGAACACUUCACCAAGCUCUGCCAGCAUUAUCAAGAACAGAAGAAAAUCUUACAGGUACAAGUUCGGACCGAAGUACAUAACUGGCAAAAGCUGGCAAAGAACGGUGAUGAAGGAACAGAAUGUCGUGAGAAGAUUCUGGGCUUACUGAGCAAGUUUCGAGAGGCACAGAGACAGCAAGACUUGUUAAUAGAGAAAGAGAAGCUGAGGCUUGACGCAUUCAGAAACUGUAUCAACGAGGACACGACAAACAGAAUAAAAAAAAGAUUAACUUUCUUCCAAAAACUGAACAAACAGCAUGAAGCGCUGUUAGAACACGUGCGGCAGGACAUUCAAGAUUGCAGAAUGAUUUGUAAGAAGUUUAACGAUUCAAGUGGAAAAUCGAAAGGAUUCGAGACUUGGAUAAAGUGUCCUGCGAGCCCAGCCUAUGACUACGGAAGCAUUGGAAGCUUAUGAGGAUACAAAGAAAAGUCAUAUUCCUCUUGACUUUGGAUUCUAGUGUAAGCUAGCUGGAAGAGUCGGGAUACAGGUCAUAGAGCGC